GGGUGAGGGGGAAGGAGAGAGAGCGGCAGAGAGAGUCACUGUGGGACGUGGUGUGUGUAUACAUUAGGACAAUCCGGAGCGUGGAGUGAGCGCAGUGAGGCGAGGAUGUACGAGGAGAACCUGACUUUGCACAGACCCCGCUAUGGAUCUAUUGUGGAUGAUGAAAGACUCUCUGCGGAGGAAAUGGAUGAGAGGAGACAUCAGAACAUUGCCUAUGAGUAUCUAUGCCACCUAGAGGAAGCCAAACGGUGGAUGGAAACAUGUUUGCAUGAAGAAUUGCCCCCUACCACAGAGCUUGAAGAAGGGUUGAGAAAUGGUGUUUAUCUUCUCAAACUUGCAAAGUUCUUUGCUCCUAAAUUGGUCUCCGACAGAAAGAUCUAUGACAUCGAACAAACAAGAUUCAAGCGUUCUGGACUACAUUUUCGACACACAGACAAUACAGUGCAAUGGCUCAGAGCAAUGGAGUCAGUUGGAUUACCCAAGAUCUUUUAUCCUGAGACGACAGAUGUUUACGAUCGGAAAAAUAUGCCUCGAGUGAUCUACUGCAUACAUGCUCUAAGUUUAUACCUGUUCAAACUUGGGAUAGCCCCUCAAAUCCAAGACCUGCUGGGGAAGGUGGAUUUUACUGAGGAGGAAAUAAGUAAUAUGCGUAAGGAACUGGAGAAGUAUGGAAUUCAAAUGCCAGCAUUCAGUAAAAUUGGUGGAAUUCUGGCAAACGAACUUUCAGUUGACGAAGCUGCUUUACAUGCUGCAGUAAUUGCAAUCAAUGAAGCAAUAUCUCGAGGAAAUUCUGAGGAGACCAUAAAGGCUUUAAUGAAUCCAAAUGCAGUUUUGACUAAUAUAGAAAACAGUUUGGCUCAGGAUUACCAAAAUAAAUUGUCUCAGGCCAAACAAACAAAGCAAGAGAGUGCCCGGAGCAAGAGUGAUUCUAUUAAAGCAGAAGAGAGAGAUAUGUAUGAGGAACUUCUGACACGUAUGGAGAUUCAAGACACUGUUGAUCAGGUCAAUGUGAAUAAAGGUCUACAACAAGUGAAUGAAGCCCUAGAGAAACAUGAUCAGGCUAAUUUACUGGCUGGUCUGCAAUUCCCCCCUCUAAUGCUUGUCGGAGUGAAGCAGGAGAAUUCGCCAUGGUAUCUGGAACAUUUGUAUGCUCACAGAGAACAGAAACUACAGCAAGAUAAUUUUUCAGGUAUGCUUACCAAGGAUGACCUUCAAACAGGAGUUAACCUUUCCAAUGACCAGGCUGAAGCCCAUAAACUUAAGCUUGAAGCUGUUGAAAAGAUAAAUGCUGCUAUCCGCGAUGGUGAUGCAGCCCAAACUGUGAAAGCAUUAAUGGUGCCACAGGCUCAGUUGCCUACAGUAUACUCUCAUAUGGCUGAUUUGUACCAGGUAGAACUGUCAAACCUGCAGCAACAGAAUCCUGAGGGGAACCUGACUCAUGAAGAGCUUGCUAUUGCAGUGGAGAUGUUAUCAGCAGUGGCUGCACUGAAUGAAGCGUUGGUCAUGAAUGAUGUUCAGGCUGUGGUACUGCAUCUCACCAGCUCUUCCAUUGGAGUGAGCAACCUGCAUGAUGCAAACACACAACGGUAUGCAGAUAAACUGAUACAAAUGAAGAGGCAAGCUGCAGACGAAGGACAGCAGUAUUUAAGCUGGAAUGACAUUCAAAGCUGUAUUGAAGAAAUCAAUUUGCAAGUCCAGGAAGAAAAUGAAAAGAUCAUUGCAGCUGGCCUUAUCAAUGAGAUAGUAGAUAAAGAAGAUCCUAAUAAAACACUGGAAGCAUUACUGAUGCCAACUGCUAAAUUACAGGGCGUGAAGUCCUCAAUAGCGUCCCAUUAUCAAGAUGUUCUGUGGCACACUAAGCAACAGAAGUGCAAGGUGACUCAGGAUGAUUCAGCUGUGUUGUGGUUGGAUGAGAUACAGGAAGCGAUCAUUUCUGCAAAUAAGAAUACUGAUGAUGCUCAUUGCUUGGCUGUUGCAAUUUCAGAAGUUAACUCAGCAAUUGAGAAGGGUGAUUCACAGCUGACAUUGACUACAAUACAGUCUUCCAACAUAACCACAAGAGGGCUUGUACCAGAAUGUGCUGAUAGCUAUCAGACUGAACUCUCUGAAGAAAAAAGGAAAAAGACUGGAGAUGAACCAAAUGGAAGUGUGUGGGUUAUGCACAAGAUAAAAGACAAAUAUGAAUACUACUACAACCUGAAAACUACAGAGGGCACAUGGGACAAACCAGAAAAUUUUGUGCUGAACAAUACUCAGCUGAAUAGAGAAGAAAUUCAGGAUACCACUGGCCGAGUCACAGCUGAUUACCACCGUGAGCAGCUCUGGUUAGCGAAGGAGAGUCAGAUUAUCUGUCUGCAGGCACGAGCUAGAGGUUACCUUGUAAGAAAAGCUUACAAAGAACGAUUGAGCUACCUCCACAAACAGGGACCUUCUGCCAUCCGCCUCCAGUCUUCUUGGAAAGGAUAUAAGCAAAGGAAAACUUACAAGGACCGGCUAAUGGUCCUGCAAAACAAUGUUGCAGCUAUUGUUAAGAUCCAGUCUUUUGUGAAGAUGUGGAAGACUAGAAAAGCAUAUCGUGCAAGAUGUCAGUACUUCAAAGAUCACACAAAAGAAAUAAUUAAAAUCCAGGCAUUCCUAAGAGCAAAUAAAGCUAAGGAUGACUACAAAACUCUGAUCAGUGCGGAGGAGCCCCCGCUGAAUGUUGUACGUAAAUUUGUUCACCUGCUGGAUCAGAGUGCCUUGGACUUCGAGGAGGAGCUGGAAGUUACAAGAAUAAGGGAGGAAGUUGUUACCAAAAUCCGAUCCAAUCAGCAGCUGGAGAAGGAUCUCAACCUAAUGGACAUUAAGAUUGGGCUUCUUGUGAAAAAUAGGAUAACAUUACAGGAUGUGAUUUCCCACAGCAAGAAAAUGGAUAAGAAGAACAAGGGCCAAGCUAUGGAAGUCAUUUCGGGUGACAAGCAAGGACUAAAAUCACUCAGCAAGGAAAAUAGGAAAAAACUGGAAGCAUACCAGCAUCUCUUCUACUUGCUUCAGACAAAUCCAACCUACCUAGCCAAACUGAUCUUCCAGAUGCCUCAAAACAAGUCAACUAAAUUCAUGGAUACUGUCAUCUUCUCCUUAUACAACUAUGCAUCAAACCAGCGAGAAGAAUAUCUGCUGCUAAAACUCUUUAAAACUGCUUUGGAGGAAGAAAUCAAGUCUAAGGUGGAUCAGGUUCAAGAUAUUGUCACUGGAAACCCCACGGUCAUUAAAAUGGUGGUCACCUUCAACCGUGGUGCACGUGGACAGAAUGCUCUCAGGCAGCUGCUUUCUCCUGUAGUAAAAGAAAUAAUGGAGGAUAAAACUCUCACGAUCAAUACAAACCCAGUGGAGGUAUAUAAGGCCUGGGUAAAUCAAAUGGAGAUGCAGACUGGUGAAGCCAGCAAGCUGCCAUAUGAUGUCACAGCAGAGCAGGCCUUGUCACAUACAGAAGUCAAGACAAAACUUGAAACCUCAAUGCACAACCUGCAAGCAGUUACCGAUAAGGUUCUCACGUCCAUUAGCACAUCCUUGGAUACCAUUCCUUAUGGAAUGAGGUACAUCGCCAAAGUUUUGAAGAAUUCGCUGCAUGAAAAAUUUCCUGAUUCCACUGAAGAUGAACUGCUAAAGAUUGUAGGCAAUCUUCUUUACUAUCGCUACAUGAACCCGGCCAUUGUCGCUCCUGAUGGAUUUGAUAUUAUUGAUAUGACGGCUGGUGGUCAGCUCCAUCCCGAUCAACGGCGGAACUUGGGCUCCGUGGCAAAAGUGUUGCAGCACGCUGCCUCAAAUAAACUGUUCGAAGGAGAAAAUGCACAAUUGUCAUCUAUGAAUGCCUACUUAUCACAGACUUACCAGAAAUUCAGGAAUUUUUUCCAGUUAGCCUGUGAUGUACCAGAACCAGAAGAAAAAUUUAAUAUUGAUGAGUACUCUGACAUGGUGACACUAAGCAAACCGGUUAUUUACAUCUCCAUUGAAGAAAUUAUAAACACUCACUCGCUGCUGUUAGAACACCAAGAAGCUAUUUCGCCAGAUCACAACGACCUGUUGCAUGAGUUACUGGAAGGAUUGGGAAGUGUACCUGAUGUUGAAACUCUGAUUGGGGAGGGGGCGGUUGACCCAAAUGACCCCAACAAAGAGAAUAUACUUUCCCAGCUUGCAAAGACAGGAGUCUCACUCACGCUGACCAGCAAGAUUGAGUUGCGAGAGGGGGAUGACAGAGACAUGAAGAUUCUGAUGAUAAAGACCAAACAGUUGAUUGUGGAUGUGAUCAGAUCUCAGCCAGGAGAAACGUUGACUGAAAUCCUGGAAACACCAGCCUCCUCACAACAGGAAGCCAAUCAUUUGAAUAUGGUUGAAAAACGUGCUCUACUGGAUUCCAAAGUUCCUGAAAAUGUGAAACAUAGUCAGUCCAUCCUUGAGGAUGGACAACUUCCAUUGGAACAGAAAAAACGAAAAAUCCAGAGGAACCUUCGGACGUUGGAACAGGCUGGCCUGGUCUCAUCGACAAAUAAAUACCAGGAACUAAUCAAUGAUAUUGCAAAGGAUAUUCGGAACCAACGACGGUAUCGUCAGCGUCGCAAGGCUGAACUUGUGAAACUGCAACAGACUUUGGGUGCACUUAAUUCAAAGGCCAAAUUUUAUGAAGAACAGAACAAUUAUUACAACACAUACAUUAAAACCUGUCUGGACAACUUAACAAGAAAGAAUGCCAGAAGAUCAAUAAAAUUAGAUGGAAAAGGAGAAGAAAAGGGUAACAGAAAAAUGAAACAAUCAACUUUACGCUACACAGCAGCUCGCCUGUAUGAGAAAGGGGUUAUUCUGGAAAUUGAAGGACUUCAAUCUAACCAGUUCAAGAAUGUCCUCUUUGACAUCACACCAAGUGAAGAAGUGGGAGACUUUGAAGUCAAAGCCAAGUUCAUGGGAGUAGAAAUGGAAAAGGUUCAACUUCAUUUUCAGGACCUGCUGGAGCUGCAGUAUGAAGGUGUGGCAGUCAUGAAGAUGUUUGGCAAGGCGAAAGUCAACGUCAACCUGCUAGUUUUCCUCCUGAAUAAAAAGUUCUAUGGAAAAUGAACAAUUCACACUGGCAAUUCUGACUGUCAAAUACACAUUAAGUUCUUUCCUUUUCAGUAAUUAAACAAAUAUUAUGUUCAGUCAACAGCAGAGUCGCAAAGAUAUUUAAAAUAUCUAUUGUAUUGUUUUUUUUAAGGAACACAUAUCACCGUAUUGGACCAAAUUGAUUUCUGCUGUUGUACUUUCUGCAUUAGAACCAAGCUGCCUUGGUGUUAUCAACAGUUCUCAGCUUUGAUUUCUAAUUUUAAGAGUUGAUACAGGAAAAAUAUUGUAUAAGAAAAUGGGUGCAAACUGAUGAUUUGCUGUUGAGUUACAUGUUUUAUUUAACACUGCACUUAAUUCUAGUUUCAAAAGGUAAUAAUAUAGUAACCCCUGUUUAAAAUACUCUUAACCAGUUAAGAACCAUGGAAUCCAGAUACAUUGUACGUUUCCCAGCCAAAGGUUUAAUAUCUUCCUUAGAGAUUUCAACAUAUUUGAAACCAGUUUUCUCAGUUUACGAUCAUAAUUGUGUUAUAGAUCUUCUGGCCGUCAGACUACAAAUGGCUUUUUCUAACAACCAAGGAGGAAGCAGUAUAUUAAGUGGGCUGCUAAAAUUAUGAACACAGAACCAGCAGAAAAAUGCUAUUUAAAUCAUAUGAUGGUUUUGGUUAAGUGCAAAACAGUUUGCCUUUUACAUCUGCCUGUCGCUUUGCCUGUAGAUAAGAGACUCUGCAAAUUGCCGCCUUGCCUGUAAUGGUCUGAAGAACAUUUCAAGUUUGGUUUUGUUUUGACAAGGUUCAUAUUUCAGAAACCGAAAUUGCUGGAAAAAUUCAGCAGGUCUGGCACCAUCUUUGGAGAGAAAGCAAAAUUAAUGGUUUGUGUCUGCAAUAUUAACUGAUUUCUCUCCACAAAUGUUGUCAGACCUGUUGAGUUUUUCCAGCAAUUUCUGUUUUUGUUUCUGAUUUCAAGCAUCCACGGUUCUUUGUAUUUUUCCCCCAAGGAAAUGCCUUAAUUCAAAUUUAGACUCCGUGAUACAAGGUGUAACUCUGUAUCCAGAAUCUUCCACUCUGAAAUUUUUCAUGCCUGAUUAUUCAAGUGUACUUUUACUGAGUGACAAUACCAAGUCUCUCAAUUCAGAUAACCGUAUGUGCAUAUCUACAACGCAUCUGAAAUCUAUUGCUCGUAAUAUCGUUACAUUUCUGAUAUAUCACACUCAAUAAAAGCUUUAUAACGGAGAAAUUCAACUUCAGGAAAAAAAAACGUAUCUGUCAGAAUAACUCAGGUCUAAGUUGAAAUCUAAAUAUGCUGCUUACACAGGAAGAAAGCAAUACUUACAAUUGAGCUGUGCAUUACAAACUUCUACAGAAUGCUGUCCACUGAACUGAAUAAACCGUCUGACUGCCACAAAACUCAUUUGUGUAGAUAACAAUAAACUUGCUUAACUAGCAAUUAAUUCCAUGGAUCUUUCAGAGCAAUAAUUCCUUAUGACUUUGAGUGUAUUCUAAUGAGGUGUUACUUGAUGCUCCCAUUUGUUACAUGCAUGUUAGUUUGAAAUUUUGUUUGUGAUUACCCAAUUAUAAAAGUAUAAAAUACAGGCACGGAUUAAAUUCUAUAACCUUUUGGUGAUUAUCUUCUAACCUGACUGUUCAACUUUUCUGUUAUCAGAGCAGACAUAGCUUUACCAGCUGGUGUAAUUGAGCAGAUUACAGAAAAACUAGAAAUGUAGAAUUUAAACUGCGUUUGCUAUUAUCUUUAUUCAUUAAUUUUUUUAGUUGUGAUUUAGAAACCAUCUUCCUGAACGCUAUAAUUUUGAAUAUUGAUCUUUAAAAUAAAAGUGAUAGAACAAUGGCUUCACUUUCUGCAUAACUGGAGCAAAGCAGCAUUGAUCUGACCUCCAAGCACAAGUGUUUUCAUGUUGCUUACUUAGUUUAAGAAUAAUUAAAAUUAAUCAUUUAUUUAAAUAGUUGGCUUUAAAUGCAGUGUACAAUUCCAGUUAUGAAACAUUCCAUUAAAAUGUUCAAUGUAAAAAGAUGAUAUUUUAUGAUUUAUACAUUACAAGAUAAUAUGCACUACUGCCUAAUGGCCAAAAAUAUAUUUCCAGCCAAUGUGUACUACCUGUAGAAUGGUAUUAAAGUAAUGAUUUGGCUCUAGUGAUUGAUUUAUGUAUGUCAGUUCAAACCGACACUUUGUGCCUUUUGUAUGUAAACUGCUCUGUACCCAUAGUGUUGGCUAUUUAUAGCUAUUCUUUUAAACCAAAAUAUUGGAAUCUUAUUUGACGACGUUGAUUUUUCAAUGUUGUCUGCCUUGUCAAACGGUGUAAAAUAAAUCUUCCUAAAGAGUU
Messenger RNA from Hemiscyllium ocellatum (epaulette shark), 7408 nucleotides. It is a transcript of the gene iqgap2, whose product is annotated as IQ motif containing GTPase activating protein 2. Gene Ontology annotation, molecular function: calmodulin binding; GTPase activator activity; actin filament binding. Gene Ontology annotation, cellular component: cytoplasm. NCBI's taxonomy places the organism in Eukaryota, Metazoa, Chordata, Chondrichthyes, Orectolobiformes, Hemiscylliidae. The coding region runs from base 106 to 5088 and encodes 1660 amino acids. Gene Ontology annotation, biological process: regulation of GTPase activity; regulation of actin cytoskeleton organization. The transcript is spliced from 38 exons. The record is from RefSeq and is a predicted model, not a curated record.